Drepanopeziza brunnea f. sp. 'multigermtubi' MB_m1 is the source of this 2157-nucleotide messenger RNA. RefSeq lists its product as uncharacterized. Lineage: Eukaryota; Fungi; Ascomycota; Leotiomycetes; Helotiales; Drepanopezizaceae. Gene Ontology annotation, molecular function: ATP hydrolysis activity; ATP binding. Gene Ontology annotation, cellular component: cytoplasm; mitochondrion. The record is from RefSeq and is a predicted model, not a curated record.
AUGCCACCUCAACUUUCAAGCGCUGCAAGUACAAGUCUGACGAUAUCCAAUCCACUGGUCUUGUAUCGGUCAUUAUUGGCGACAAGAAUCAUUGAUCCGGACCCUGCUCAACACCGACUUGCACUUGAACUCCAAAAACUAUAUCUUCGAUUGAAGGACUACUCUCCAAAAGCUGAAUAUGGCGCUCGUCUCCGAGCGGUCACUCAAGCAGUUGAGGACAUUCCAAGUCCCAAGGAUGAAAAUGCGGUAGCAGCACCGGGUCAUCCUCUGCGAAGAAAUCCUCUGUUUGCUCACUUGUUUCCUCAAAAGCCCGAGAGAGAUACUCUUGCUCUGACAAGGAUUCUUACGAGCCAUGAUGCGGCCAUGAACAUCGAUUCGCCGAAAGGAAUGCUCCUUCACGGAGAGGUCGGAACCGGAAAGUCGAUGUUGAUCGAUCUCCUCGCCGACAGUCUUCCUAAUAGAAAGAAGAGGCGGUGGCAUUUCAAUACUUUUAUGUUGGAGACUCUGGCGAGGUUGGAGCAGCUCCGACAGUCGCGCUCCAAAGGUUACUCAGGUGCGGAUGCAGAGCAUUCCCUAGUGUGGCUAGCGAAGGAUAUGGUUGAGAAGACUCCCAUACUGUUCCUGGAUGAGUUUCAACUUCCUGACAGGGCAGCCAGCAAGAUUUUGAGUAACCUGUUUACCGCCUUUUUUCAGCUUGGAGGGGUACUCAUAGCGACUUCAAAUCGGAUGCCAGAUGAGCUGGCCAAAGCAAGUGGCACAGAUUUCGCUGCACAACCGAAAAGUGGGCUCGUUCGAGGACUCUUUGGAUUUGGAAGUAGGGGCAACAUGUCAAUGUUUCCUGCCAACGAUGAGUAUGGUGGCUUCGUAGAGGUUUUAAAGGCCCGGUGUGAGAUCUGGAAUAUGGAAGGCGGACGAGAUUAUAGGAGAAGAGAGACGGAAGAGACCGAUGAAGAGGCCGCUGAGAUUAUUGAGACCAUGAGACAAGAGAUGAUCGGCGGCUUUACAAAGAACGAAGACCUUUCACCUGGGCUGGGAACUUUGGCAGCUGGCGAAAAGGUAGAUUCGGAAGCUGAUGAGUCAAUUCUGAAAAGGGGAGUGACGCCUAAGAAGUAUCUGCUGACAGGCAUGGACGGCAUGGACUCGGAAUCCCAAUGGCAAGCCGCAAUCAAAGCAAGCUUACCGCUCGAUAUACCGGAAAAUACACCAUGGAACUCUACGACAUUGCAAGUGUUCGGACGCAAGGUCCCCAUUCCACGAUAUCUUGAUGGAGUAACGAGAUGGUCUUUUGCCGAACUGUGUGGAGGUAUGUUCGGCCCAGCCGAUUACAUUACCAUGGCCUCAACAUUUCACACAUUUAUUCUCGACGAUGUCCCAAUCUUGACCUUGAUGCAAAAGAACGAAGCCCGACGCCUCAUCACACUCCUGGAUGCUCUCUACGAAGCUCGCUGCAAACUCCUCAUCAGAGCCGAAGCCGGUCCAGACGACCUGUUCUUCCCGGAGACAAAAAUUCCCGCGCCUACCAAUGCCCAUCGAGAAGAUAACGACGGUGGAGAUGCCGUUUACCCAGAAACACUUUCCGAGAUCUACCAGGACCAGACCUCACCUUUUCGUCCCAACGUCUCUACUUAUACAGACACCACGAAAGCCGGCUACGAUCCAGAUGAAGACUCUGAUUUCGGUCCACUGUCUGGCAGAGCAAACGAACAUGGACGGAAAGUCGACUUUGGUAUGACUAAUUCAUUUACAGGAGAAGACGAGAGGUUUGCAUAUAAGCGUGCUCGAAGCAGGUUAUGGGAGAUGUGUGGCGCAAGAUGGCAUGCGAGAUCUGAGCCUGGGUGGUGGAGACCCUUGCCUACUGAAGUUCGAAGGUGGGAACGUUCAGCAUUGAAUCCAGUUUCUGCGUCAGACCCUUCGCUAGUGAAAGGCGAUGUUAAGAUGGGAGAGUCAAUCAUUCUCGACAGACCAGCGGGUUUGCAGGGGAAAGAACUUGAAGAAAGAGAGCGGAUUGCCAACAGUUCUUCCAGGAACGAGCGUGAUCCGCCUCCGGAGUUUGGGGUGUGGCAGGCUUGGGGAAUCACGAAGUGGGGGAAGAAAGCUGGAGCUUGGGGGCAGGGAGUGGAGGGAUUAGAGGAGAGGAAGAAGAAGGGUGGUAGCUGA